Cryptomeria japonica (Japanese cedar) is the source of this 1405-nucleotide messenger RNA. RefSeq lists its product as uncharacterized. Bases 325 to 1059 code for a protein of 244 amino acids. The record is from RefSeq and is a predicted model, not a curated record. The transcript has 2 exons. NCBI's taxonomy places the organism in Eukaryota, Viridiplantae, Streptophyta, Pinopsida, Cupressales, Cupressaceae.
CGUAAAAUUGGACCCAUGGGCUCAAGAUAUUCGUCCAUGGAAUCAGCCCAUCAGAAGCCCGAAAUUCCAAGUACUCGUCUUUAAUUUUCAUUUUAAAGGUUUCUGAGCAAAUGUCUUGAUCUUGGUUCUUUGCAAAAUAUCUCUAGCACAUCAAGGACCAAUUCUGGGAUAUUUUAUUGCAUAGGUGUAAUGGUCUUUGAAUACGAAAUCUCAGAGUUUUAGAGCCAUGGAAAUGAGGUCUUGAAGUGUGAGAGAAAGCAUAAAAGCUCAUUAGUAAGAACAAUCCUAGAUCGGGAGGAGGAGGAGGAGGAGAGGGUGAUAGGAAUGCUUGGGAAGAGGCCUCGUGGUCUGCAGAGAAGCACAAGCACUUCUAAGGUGAUUGAAAUGGUUGCUUCAAAAGACAGGGCAAGACCCUCUGCAGUCAAAGUUCCUCCUCAUCAUUAUCAUGAAGUCCCAAAAGAUGGGCUUUUGAAUGGCAAUGGAAGCUCUAAUGUUCAGACUAAGAGUCCAGAUAAAUUGGUGUCUCCUCGUUCUCCCCUCUCGGUUCUCCAGUGUUUGCUAACGAAUUACUUUAUUCGAAAGGCAGAGGCUGAAGAGCCCAGGACCAGUGUUGGCUUGAGUAUUGUUAUAGAUAAUUUGAAUAAUGCUGAUAACAACAUUGUAUCUCCUUCUUGUGUGAGCAAGAUGCAGAUCUUGAAUAAAUCCAUGCAGGUUGCAGCACAGUGUAAAGAGCCAGGAAACUUCAAGCAGAAAACAGCACCAGCAGCUUCUUCCCUGCCAUCUGUUCCUUCUCCACUCCCUGCCAUAGAUUUUCUUGAUGCAUGCUAUCUCUGUAAGAAGUCCCUGGGUCCUGGAAAAGAUAUCUACAUGUACAGGGGCGAUCGAGCAUUCUGCAGCGUAGAGUGCCGAUGGCAACAGAUUCUGACAGAUGAGCGAAAUGAGAAGUGUUCUUCUGCGGCCAUUAAAGCGGUAACGGCCUCACCUUCUCGUCGCUCCGGAGGCCAUGGCCAUGGCCAUCGUGCCCGUGGCACAGGCAGAAUAAUGGCUACUGUAGGAUAGAGAAAUAUCUCAAACUUUAUAUGAAGCUUCAGGCUUCGACCCCUGCUGUAAUCGGCUUUUCAUCUUUCAAUAUAUACUAUAUAGAGGUUUUCACAUAGCCCAUAUAAAUUAGGGGACAGCUAGUAGCUUGAAUUGGGGACUCCUGGAAUUUACAGCUACAGCUAAAAAUAGCUUUUGUAGGCGUCUUUGAUGGCCAGUAAGCUUGCUUGAAUAUAGAUAUUAUGAAGCCAGAGGAAGAAUCCAACGCAUUUCAGAGCUUAAAAAGUUUGUAAUUGCCUCUGAAAUGUUUUUAACAUCAUCGAAUGUCAAUGGAAUAGUAGGCAUACAAGCCAAUUAAAACUUUGAA